Molecule: messenger RNA, 393 nt
Organism: Aspergillus niger
Lineage: Eukaryota; Fungi; Ascomycota; Eurotiomycetes; Eurotiales; Aspergillaceae
Exons: 1
Coding region: 1-393 (130 amino acids)
Source: RefSeq, a predicted model, not a curated record
AUGUAUGUCCCCCUACCUAGCUAUAAUUAUCCUUUUCACUUUUUCUUUCGUUUGUCGAUUACCCGUUACCCGUUUGUUACUUUGUUGUCCCUUAUCUCUCCCCACUCAGAGGCCGGUGAUAACGCUCCCUCAGCCGGCCACCAACUUCUAGUAGUACUACUAGUGAGACUGGUUUCAUUUGUGACCUAUCUGACCAUUCUGGUGCCACAGCAGAUACACACAGAGCAGGAAAGGAAAAAAGCUUAUCGUUGUUACUGUCAUUACAAAGAAUUUAGCGUUCGCCCGCUACAUAUUUGCCUCAUUGCCAGGGUUUCCUCAAAAAUAAGAAACCACUCAGGCGUGUAUUCCCUUGCCGUUUCGCUCAAAUCAUUCGGCACAUGCCAUUUCGGCUGA